AUGCCGUCAAUAUGGGUGUGUUAUCCUGGCGCGCCAUACACCCACCGCGCGGCGGUGCAAGCAGCUCGACGAGUUCUGGAACCAUUGCAAUGGAGUGUAAUUGAUGCAGAUUCGAAAGAACGCUCAGAUAGCGUCGAUGUUCCGACACAUGUGGAUGCCUAUUUGGCAGACUACGACCUUCUUCCAUUUGACAUAUUAUUGGGCUCAAGUCAACGGUGCAGUAGCUAUGUGAUUCGAAAAGCACUAAUACGAAAACAUCAUCUUGCGAAGAUAUUACACGCAUAUUCUGUGAAGCAUUCGUUGCCAUGCAACAAGUCACCGUGUCCACGCACCUGGACACUAGACAUUCAAUUUGCUGACGAAUUGGAUGAACUGCUAGCUGACGAUUUGUAUGACCUGCGCGAUCUAUUAGAAGAAGGCGAUGGAAAAGCAUGGUUUAUUCUCAAGCCGGGCAUGGCUGAUCAGGCAAAUGGGAUCCGUCUGUUCUCUUCUGUACAGCAGUUACGAGAUAUUUUUGAAGAGUUUGAAGACAAGGACGAUGAGAAUAGUAGCAACGAGGAAAGCACGAAUGCUGUCGUGGCAAGCCAGUUGCGUCACUUUGUCAUACAAGAGUACGUGUCAACGCCACUCCUCGUUGCACCUGGCAAUCCAGAAGCACCACCGCGCAAAUUCCACUUGCGUGUCUAUGUGAUAUGUGUCGGAGGGCUCCAAGUGUAUAUGCAUGAUGACAUGCUUGCUCUCUUUGCCAGCACGGCUUAUCAGCCUCCUAAUGUCACAGCACCGAGGGAUCUACGUGCACACCUUAGUAACACGUGCUUUGGCGCUCGGCAUACAGCACCCACCGACAUGAAAGACGGCAACGUUUUUCGCUGGCAGGACCUCAUUGGUCGUCCAGCCUAUGUGCCAGGUCGUAGUGAGCCUGUGGAACUGACAUCAGCCCACAUCGAUGCCGUGCGCAAAUGCGCGGCUGUGUGCAUUGGGCGAACGAUGGAGGCAGUGGCCCGAGAGGCAUCGAUCCACUGGCAACUGUGGCCAAAUGCCUUUGAAGUAUUUGGAGUGGAUCUCCUUGUUGGAUGUGAGGGUAAUGCGGAUGGAAAUCUUGACCCAGCGUCACUGCGUACGUGGCUCUUGGAAGUGAAUGCGGUAUGUAUACAUAAAGGCGGUGGGAGAGGAACAACGCCAGAAAGUGUUUGUUACUUAUGCCAGCAACCUGAUUUCGCGCAGUCGGGCGAUGAAUUAUCCGGUGUGGUUGAUCAUGUGUUUGAACGUGUCGUACAAGUGGGUGUGCUCGGUGAAUCGCCUUGGCCGGAAGGAGAGAGUCACAAUCAAUGCACUUGCUGCUUUGCCGCACCUCUGAUCAAGUCCUAG
Malassezia globosa CBS 7966 is the source of this 1368-nucleotide messenger RNA. RefSeq lists its product as uncharacterized. The coding region runs from base 1 to 1368 and encodes 455 amino acids. Gene Ontology annotation, biological process: protein modification process. The record is from RefSeq and is a predicted model, not a curated record. Lineage: Eukaryota; Fungi; Basidiomycota; Malasseziomycetes; Malasseziales; Malasseziaceae. The transcript has a single exon. Gene Ontology annotation, cellular component: P-body.